AUGCUUCUAACUGAAUUUCAACUGAUUAUUCUGUUUUUAAGUGGUAAAAGGUUUCCUCCAUUCUGUGACAAAGUUCAGGAAGCAACAUGUCGCGAUGCAUUCUCGUAUGGAGCAUGUAGUAUUUUAAGAUAUUAUACUGAAGUUCCUAAAGAGGAUCGGUUCUUCAGAGUCGCGCCAUUCGAUACUCAGUAUGAUCCCAAAUAUUUUGGAGGAGAAGAUCCAUUUAAAGACUAUUGUCCAACACUAGUU
Molecule: messenger RNA, 249 nt
Organism: Schistosoma turkestanicum
Lineage: Eukaryota; Metazoa; Platyhelminthes; Trematoda; Strigeidida; Schistosomatidae
Source: the annotation of a GenBank genome assembly